AUGAAAGAUCCACGAUCUGGUAGAGCUCUCAGCGAUGAGUCUUUGGCAGAUACGGCUCUUCAGAUCCUCAAACAUUCGGAGUUUGUAACCGCGAUGGACGAGACAUCUGAGCACAACCUGAAAAAAUCUGCGAAGAGUCGGCUAGAGUAUGUCAUUCCGUAUUGGCUUCAGACACUGGAUGAAACGGAUAAGCGGGGGUUUUCGGCCUUUCCAAAACCGGGAACUCAACAAUAUCGUCUCGAAGACCAUGUUUGGAUCUGGAAAGCGCUGAAUUCGAUCGAAAACCUAGAUCUCGGCACAUACUUGAGGGCUGAUGGAUCUAACGAGGAGCAGCGAAUGAGAAGGGGCCCGAUGAACUUUGCUGAAGAGAGUUUUACGAAGUUCCCUACACCCAUGGCGCCAUUGUCUGGAGAUUAUCGUGCAGACCAAAUCCAGCGCAAAGUUCUGAAGCGGUUUACAACCGAAAACACGGCAUCGGGGCAACGAAUGAUCGCUGUUUCGCGGACACCAACAGAGACAAGAUUUAUGUUCCACUCCACAGACUCUGUCUUGUUGUACAACUCCAAUGCUCCAUUCUUCGACAAGGCUAGACCGCUGUGGAAAGCGACCAUGGAGUCCCAGAAGUUUUAUCAGGAGAAUGACGAGUCGACCUGGGACAGCCCACUGCGCUAUGCUGCAGCUCUAAUUAUGAGCUUGAACGGCUGCCAGAUUACCGGAAAAUCGAGCAGAAAGAUGUUUGACGAGUCGAGGAGGAUAUUGCUCAGAAUCAGCCCGCCCAACGGUCUCUUCGCUGGUCAGAUUGACCCUAUCACAAAAGAGCCCCAGAUCUUCCAGGAUAAAGCGGAAAGGGAUUUCUACUGGAAUGUCAGCUUCGAGAUCCCUGGUAUCCUUUGGGAAUAUGGAGUCCGGAUUGCACAAGGUGUGGGAAACAAUGGCUCACAAGCAGAGAUGCCAGCGCAGUGGGAUUCAGCUGUCCUACCCACCGAUCUGCAAAACAUCAAUUUACAAAUUGAGGACCCAUAUCAGGCUAAUGAUAUCUCCAAGAUCGAACGAUUCUUCCCUUCCUGUACCCUCAAUGAUCGGAAAGAAAUUGUUGAGUUAGCAGACGAAUGGCUCUACAGCUAUCCAGACUUUUUGGAUUUUGACCCUGGCAUUCGCCAUCGAUUUGAGGAUUUUGGAUCCCUGGGCCAGUGUGGGGUUGCAACGGGGGAUCUUCUGUCAAAAGCCAUUCGCCAGUUCAAAGAGCGUCAGGGAGAUGGAUACUCUCCCGUCUUUGCAAAUAAUUACCUCAAAGGCAUUAUUGUCGACGUUGGCAAGACAAUGAGGAAAAAUCAACGCCGAACGAGCAGAAAGAUUUCGACUCCUGCUCAAGACCGCGGUACCCCUGACGACAUUCAAGUCUGCAACAAUGACCAGCUCUUUCGAAAACUAGAUGGUCCACGAGUUGCGAAGAAAGCAAAGAAAAGACUGAUCUGGAUACCAAAAAAAGAUAACGGUGUCAUCGUUCUUUGA
Molecule: messenger RNA, 1512 nt
Organism: Lasiodiplodia theobromae
Lineage: Eukaryota; Fungi; Ascomycota; Dothideomycetes; Botryosphaeriales; Botryosphaeriaceae
Product: Mg2+ transporter protein CorA-like/Zinc transport protein ZntB
Exons: 2
Coding region: 1-1512 (503 amino acids)
Source: RefSeq, a predicted model, not a curated record